AUGUCUGUCAAAGUGAAUGUACUUCUUGUCGGCGCUGGCGAGAUAAACUUUGGUUCAGUGGAAGGUCCCUGGAAUCAUACCUCACGCUUAGAGAAGAUCUUGACUUCUCGAUUGCGCAUCGUGGCUCUCGUAGAUCCCGACCAAUCGCGUGCCUUCGCUGCGCUUCAGUCAAAGCUGGCAUCAGCUGUCGCCGGCGUGUGGAAGGAUUGCAAUCUCUUCCCUUCCGUCUUUGAAGCCGCAGCUUCACUUUCCCCGGAAUGCGUGCCUCAGAUUGCCAUCGUUGGCGCCCCUCCAUUCGCACGAGGUACUGACAUUGCGGGGCGGGAUCUCGAGUUACAGCUCCUGAAGGUGUUCCCGGCAUGUGCCCUCUUCAUUGAGAAGCCUGUGAGCAGCGGUCCAGAAGAGGCGUCUUGGAGAGUCGCACAGGCACUCGCAACACAUGGAACGUUAGUCGGCGUGGGUUACAUGCUACGCUACUUGAAGGCUGUGCAAUUGAUCAAGAAGGUCAUUUCGGACAAUGGGCUGGUCGUAAUGGGUACCAAUGCUCGAUAUGUCAUGGCGUACGAAUGGGCAAGGAAGCCAGCAUGGUGGGACAAAAGCCGCUCGGGAGGCCCGAUCAUUGAGCAGGCAACACACUUCUGUGAUCUCUCCCGAUACUUUGGCGGGGACGUACACCUCCCUUCCGUGGUCGCCCACACGGUGCAGCACAACGAGCCUCCUGGCGAAUUAUCGGCUAAGCGCUUCGAUGAGGACCAAAUCCCUGCAGAGAACAGAUUGCCGCGCCUGACCAGUGCAACUUGGAAGUACACAGGCGGUGCUGUCGGCACAUUGACCCACGUCAUUGCGUUGCAUGGUACGACUUACGACACCGAGUUCGAGGUCUACGCGGACGGAUACCAUUUCAGGCUCGUCGAUCCCUACUCCAUACCGAAGUUGUAUAUAAGACGCCCCGGUGUGGCCGAAGUCGAGGCGCACACAUUCACCAAUGACGAUCCUUUCCACACCGAACUAGCGACCUUUGUGGGUGUAGUAGAGGGAGACCGUCGGAAUGAAGCGAUUCUGAGUUCUUAUGAGGACGCUAUCAAGACCUACGAGUUGACCUGGGCCAUUAGGCGGAAGAGCGAGCGUGCCGCUGAGGAUUACAAUCAGAACCCAUAAGGUCCAUCGAAGUGUAAAACGCAACAUUUGCACAGAUUGGCUGUCCGUUCUGCGUUGGACGCUAUGGAGAUAGGCUGGUAGAGGACGGCUAUCUUAAUCAGGAGGACGAGUAGUGGUCGGUCCCGAUGGAUGCAAUGUACGAGACCCUCGCAAUGGUCAUGCAAAAUGGACCAUGAC
Dichomitus squalens LYAD-421 SS1 is the source of this 1335-nucleotide messenger RNA. RefSeq lists its product as uncharacterized. NCBI's taxonomy places the organism in Eukaryota, Fungi, Basidiomycota, Agaricomycetes, Polyporales, Polyporaceae. Gene Ontology annotation, molecular function: nucleotide binding. Bases 1 to 1158 code for a protein of 385 amino acids. The record is from RefSeq and is a predicted model, not a curated record. The transcript is spliced from 14 exons.